Messenger RNA from Branchiostoma belcheri (Belcher's lancelet), 907 nucleotides. RefSeq lists its product as uncharacterized. The record is from RefSeq and is a predicted model, not a curated record. NCBI's taxonomy places the organism in Eukaryota, Metazoa, Chordata, Leptocardii, Amphioxiformes, Branchiostomatidae. The coding region runs from base 61 to 891 and encodes 276 amino acids. The transcript has 6 exons.
UAAGGCACGUGGCGCCUAGAUACCGUUAGCAGUUGUGAGCAGCUUUGCGUCCUGCCGAAAAUGAAGCUCUUCGUCGCGCUCUUGGCUGUCGGGCUGCCUGCCCUGGCCGCCGCCCACUCCUGGAUCGUCUGUACGGACUACCUGGAGAACAACGGCUGGUACUGGGACGAGGCCAAGUGCAGGGGGUGGCCACGAGCUGCCACGCGGUUCAAUCUUCGUUUCGGAGUGUUCGGAACGCAGAAUAAUUACACAUGGCGCCUUGACAACCACCCUGAGGAAAGGGCCCUGUGUAAGAAAAACCGAAAUGACGACAAGUGGUACGACGCUGACACUCCCAUGGCUGCCUACUACCAGGGGCAAAAGGUCGUCCUCCCCCAUCCCGCGAACAACCAUGUGGCAGAUCCCAGGUGCAAAGGAAGAGGCACAGUCGACACGGAGAACCUGAUGUUUGUAGUGAACGGAGACAAGGACCCCUGCUGUAUCAACUCGACCGACCUCAUCCAGAUAAUGGACAUGGGAGUUUCCCCUUAUGGAUUUGAUCUUCCCGACGAGGUUUUGACCACCUACCCGAAACCCGGCUUCCAGAACGUGCCCAAGUUCUGUGAUGAUCCUGAGGACGCCAUGGGGACCUACAACUUCACCAUCCCGACGGACUUGCAACCAGGUCGCCACACCUUCGUCUGGAAGUGGAUCCGUGACCCAGCAGUCAACCCCUUCACCACGUGCUGGGAGGCUGACGUGUUCGCUACUAAAGCGGAGAGAGACGCGCACUACAUAGCCACGGGUCGCUCCACGGAAGACGCGUGGGACUUCUACCAAAUCCACAACAUCGUGGAUGGGAUGAUCAUGGACCCGGUGGAUCCGUCUAUCAACGAGGUCAUCACUGGAUGAGGACAAAUAAAACUAU